Messenger RNA from Pseudomassariella vexata, 1614 nucleotides. Its product is annotated as glycoside hydrolase family 13 protein. Bases 1 to 1614 code for a protein of 537 amino acids. The record is from RefSeq and is a predicted model, not a curated record. NCBI's taxonomy places the organism in Eukaryota, Fungi, Ascomycota, Sordariomycetes, Amphisphaeriales, Pseudomassariaceae. Gene Ontology annotation, biological process: carbohydrate catabolic process. Gene Ontology annotation, molecular function: calcium ion binding; alpha-amylase activity. The transcript has 3 exons.
AUGCUUUCAACUUCACUCACUGUGGCUGCGGCCAUGGCGCUCAUGGGCGUCUCCGAUGCUGCCAGUCUGGAACAAUGGAAGUCGCGAUCAAUCUACCAAGUCAUGGUCGAUCGUUUUGCGCGUACCGAUGGAUCGACGACGGCGACGUGCGAUGACUACGUCUUCUGCAAUGGGUCGUGGGCCGGCCUCAUUGACAAGCUCGACUACAUUUCAGACAUGGGCUUCACUGCCAUCCAGAUCAGCCCCGUGGUGGAGAAUAUCGAGGACGAUACCGGCGUCGGCACAGCGUACCACGGCUACUGGUCCAAGGACCUGUACGCCGUCAACUCGCACUUCGGCACGGCCGACGACCUGAAGAGCUUGUCCGACGAGCUUCACAAGCGCGACAUGUACCUGAUGGUGGACGUGGUCGUCAACAACAUGGCGCAGAAGUUUGACAACACGCUCCCGCCGCCGAUCGAGUACUCCGAGUUCGAGCCAUUCGAUAACGAGGACUACUUCCACACUUACUGCAACGUGACCGAGUGGACCAACUCAACCAACUACCAGAACUGCUGGUUGUACCCCUAUGCCGUGGCGCUUGCCGACCUGAGGACCGAGGAUCAGACUGUGUCUGACAUGCUGGGUUCCUGGAUCAAGGAGCUUGUGGCCAACUACUCCAUCGACGGCCUGCGGAUUGAUGCCGCCAAGCACGUCAAUGAUGACUUUCUGCCCACUUUCGUCCAGAACUCGGGUGUCUUUGCAUUCGGCGAGGUCCUGACGGGUCUCGUCGAGGACUUCUGCCGCUACCAGACCAAGGGUCUUUUGCCCGGCAUGCCCAACUACCUUCACUACUACCCCUUGCUCGCGGCCUUCGACGGCGGAUCCAUGAACGACCUUGCCACCGUCCGUUCUCAGGCACAGGAGGGAUGCAACGACACCAUGGCCCUUGGCACCUUCGUCGAGAACCACGACAUGCCCCGUUUCGCCUCCACCAACGAGGAUGUGGUCAUCGCCAAGAACGCCAUGGCCUACGUCAUUCUGAAUGACGGCAUGCCCUUGGUCUACCAAGGCCAGGAGCAGCACUUCAACGGCAGUGGAACCCCCUUCAACCGCGAGCCCCUCUGGCACUCCGAGUACAACACCUCGGCUGAGCUGUACCAGGUGGCCAGGACGCUGAACAAGGCUCGCAACCAGAUCAUCGCCCUGUCCAACUCGUCAACGGACUCGUACGUCAACAGCGUCGCCAAGACGCUCUUCGUUGACAUCAACCACCUGUGCAUGAGCAAGGGCCCCGAUGGCGCCCAGAUCGUCUCGUGCAUCGUCAACCAGGGCUCCGGGGGCGCCGAGUACGAGCUCAGCGUCGGCGGCUUCAGCGCCGGCGACGAGGUCGUUGAGCUCCUCAGCUGCACCACCACCACCGCCGACGGUACCGGUAACGUCACCAUGUACAUGAACAAGGGCGAGCCCAAGGCCUACACCCUGCUCGCCAAUCUUGACGGUACCGAGAUCUGCAACAGCACCAAGGACGCUGCUGAGGCCGCCGCUGAGGACAGCAGCGCUGCGGCCGGCUUGGGCAUGAGCUUCGGCAUGGGCGCUGCCGUCGUCUUUGGAUGGUUGCUCUACGCCUUGUAG